This is a messenger RNA of Macaca mulatta (Rhesus monkey), 2454 nucleotides long. NCBI's taxonomy places the organism in Eukaryota, Metazoa, Chordata, Mammalia, Primates, Cercopithecidae. The record is from RefSeq and is a predicted model, not a curated record.
AUGCCGGACCCCAUGGGGCUCCUCAGUCUGGUCCUGCUCUGGCUGCUGAUGGCAGUGACUGCGGAGGCUUUUCAUGGGGAAGAGGAGCGAGAGAUGACAGAAAUUCCAGAUUCCCAGGUGGGGCAGGCGGCCUCCUGCAUGACUGCGUGCACAGGGUCAGCUGGCCCCCACCUCCCUGUGGGUACCAGAUACACCUAUCACUUUUCCACCAACACCAGCACCAGCCUGCAGGAGGUCCCGGUGGAGGAGAGUGGUCUUGGCCUCCAAGGCUUGGCUGUCCUUGAUGUGCUUGGCCCGUGUCAGAUGGCUUUAUGGCUCCAAGACUUCCAGGUGACAUCUAUCCUGGGGGCCAAGGUGGAGCUUCUGAAGGAGUCGGAGAGCCUGAGUGCCGCCCUGGGCCGCAACCCACUCCGCUUCAUCCUGCACUCUGGGCGUGUGGCCCACCUGUGUCCCCACCCUGCUGAGCCACGCUGGGUGCUGAACGUGAAGCGUGCUGUGCUGAGCCUCCUGCAGGGCCACCCGGGGGCCCACAGCCCCAACACCCUCGAUGAGGUGGACAUCCUGGGCCAAUGUCCCACCACAUACCAGCGCCAUGGGGACUGGCUACACAAGACCAAGGACCUGGCACAGUGCUCCCUGCGCAGGGGACACUCCUCGCUGCAUUCUCAGGCCCUGCCUGGAGUGGCCCCCGGCCUGACUUCCCGCCUGACCUGCGUCCAGAACUUCCGGGCCGGCGUGCUGCGGGAGGCCUCCUGCACAGAGCUGGACGCUGCAGGGCCACUGUCUGCAAAGGCGAGCGCCGUGCAGAUGCGGACCCUCUCCUCACUCAGCCUGCUGCACGAGAUGUCCCAAGAUCCAGCGGGCACAGAUCCAGAUGCUGGAGAUGAUAAAGACAUGACCCCAAGCAGCCUGCUGUAUGAGUGGGAGGAGACACCAUCCCAGGCCAUGGUGGCCACCGCAGCCACGUUAGUGAGGAGGCUGUGCCUGGCUCAGACCACUAGCUUGGAGGCCAUGGACUUGUUCCUGACACUGGUGUCCCAGCUCCAGGGCCUUUCCGGGGGUGAGCUGAUGGAACUCUGGCGAGAUUCUUCCUUCAAAUGCCGAGACAACGGGCAGCCACUGGUGGAUGCCCUGCCUUCCUGUGGGACAGAGCACUGUGUGGGCCUCAUGAAGGAACUCAUCGCAUCCGGGGAGGUAGAGGCAGACGAGGCGGAGGCGUGGCUGUCAUCACUGGCCUUCCUCCCACAGCCUACAGAUGCUAUGGUUCACAUGCUGCUGCCACUGCUCCAGACCCCGCGGGCCAGCCCUGGCGCCUUCCUGGGCAUCUCAGCCCUGGUGCACAACCUCUGUGCUUCUCUGGAUGCACCCUGCGGACAGCUGCCUGGAGUCGGCUCUCUAGUGAAGAUCCUGGGAGAUGCCUUGGGUGAGAACUGUACCAUCCAGGAGCCCUCGGAUGAUGACAAGCUCCAGCUUGUGCUGAAGGCGAUCGGCAACGCGGGCUUGGCGGCCCUGGCUCUCACCCCCACGCUGAGUGCCUGCGCAUCUCUGAGAAGCAGCGCCCCUGAGAUCCGGCUGGGGGCCAUCCAGGCCUUCCGGAGGGUCCUCUGCUCUGCAGAUCGAUCGGUGCUCUCCCAUCUGUACCAAUCCCCGGAGGAGGAUGCUGAGAUCCGUAUCAAUGCCUACCUGGCCCUGAUGAGAUGCCCUAGUGAGGAGGUGUUUGCCCAGGUGCGGCGCACCCAGGCAGGCGAGCUGUCCACCCAGGUGGGUUCUUUUGUGUGGAGUCAUCUCCUGCAGCUGCUGGAGACACGCGACCCCCUGAAACGGGCCCUCCGGGACACCCUCCCUGAGGACAUCCUCAGCCAGGAGUUCCACCCGGAAAUGUGGAAACACUCGUCCUAUUCUGAUGUCACCUUCCGAUCAGUGUCUGGAAGCCUGGGAGCCAACCUGGAGGGGACCCUUCUCUUCUCUCCUGCCUCCUUUCUCCCCCGUUCUGCCACAGUCAACCUGACCAUCCACACCAUGGGCCGUGCCUUCAACCUCCUGGAGCUUGGGCUCCGGCUGGAAAAUGCUGAGGAAAUUGCUCACAGGCUGUUUGGCAGGAAGUCAUUCUGGGGCCAGGAAGACGGGAGAGAGGCCAAGCCAGAGAAACCCCCAGGGCCAAAACCAGGGCCUGUACCACAGCAAGCCAGCCCCAAGUGUCCAGGAGACAGAGACAGAAGGAUGAGAGACCUACAGCAGAAGGUGACCCGGAGGCGUGGGGCCACCCAGCGGGCUCUGCGAUGCGAGUUGAGCAUGAAGGUGCUGGGGCAGGAGCUGAGCUUUGUGAACUGCGGAGCCACAGGGAGUCACAUGAACCACCGGUCCCUGAACCUGGCCGAGCUCGUCAUUAGGCUCAUGAAGGUAGCUCCUGCCUGCCCCUGCCCAUGCCAUCUGCCCUGUGACACUUUAACAUAA